AUGCAAUAUUUACAGCAGCGGCCUGUGUUUGGCUCUGAAGCCGGUGGAAGGAAGGGGAGGCACCGGGGUCUGAUUGGUUACCGGCAGGCACCGUCCCAGGGAUGGGUUUCACGGACGGACAGGAAACGGGGUGCCGCUGGGGGCGCGGAGCCGGAACCGAGAGGAAGCGCGGAGCCCGGGCUGGAGCCGCGGAUGCCUGGGGUGAAUCAAGGCUCCGACCUGGAACCUCCACCAUCCCAAAUACCCCAGCGUGGAGGAGCGGCCAUGGCCAAGAUUCAGGCCCAUCUUCAGCAGAUGAACCAUCAGGUUCAGGCUCAGAGUUUUGCAGUGCAGAAACAAGCCCAACAACAGCAGUUCCAGAGGCUCAAGGUGGAAGAUGCCUUGUCGUACCUGGACCAGGUUAAGAUGCAAUUUGGGAACAACCCAGCCGUUUACAAUGAGUUUCUUGACAUCAUGAAGGAAUUUAAAUCACAAAGCAUUGACACACCUGGUGUGAUCGAUAGGGUUUCACGCCUCUUCCAGGGUCACCCUGACCUUAUUUUGGGCUUCAAUGCUUUCUUGCCACCCGGUUACAGAAUAGAGAUCCAGAAAAACAAAGCAGUGAGUGUGCAUGGACCCGCACAGACUGAGACUCAGCUGUUGUCAGAAGCGGCCCAUGACCACGCCUCUGCCACUCCUCCCAGUGCCGCUGCUCCUGCUGUCACUCCAGUGAGCCGAUCCAAUCCUGCUCAAUGUCAGACGCCCCUGAUGGGCCACAAGGAUGAGAGUGCGGAACGCCGGGUGAUCCGGGAGGAACCGACUGCGCGGGCCUUGGAUCACCAUGAUGAUCCUUCUUCCAACGAGCCACAUCCUGUGGAAUUCGACAACGCUAUAAGUUACGUGAAUAAAAUCAAAAACAGAUACCUGGAGCGUCCUGAGGUUUACAAAUCAUUUCUGGAGAUUCUGCAUACCUAUCAGAAGGAGCAGCUGAUAGUGAAGGAUACCAAGGGAAAACCUUACUGUGGCAUGACUGAGGAUGAAGUCUUUGCGAAAGUUGCCAACUUGUUCAGGGGCCAGGAGGAUCUGCUGACUGAGUUUGGCCAGUUUCUCCCAGAUGCCAAGCGAUCUCUGUUCACUGGAAACGCUGCAUCUGAGAAGGAUGAGAGUAAAAUUGUUGAUGAUGAUGAUGGAUCAAAACACUCUCAAAGCAAGAAACGCUUGAGACCAGCACUUCUGCCGCAGGUGCCGCCUCCGCUCAAGGUAAACACACUCUUUCUAACUAUUGCACAUGUUGGUAAGGUAUUUUCAUCAGUCAUGACAGAAACACAGGCUGUUCAUCUUCAAAAUGAUGGCUGACUGCAAUUAGAAA
Rhincodon typus (whale shark) is the source of this 1348-nucleotide messenger RNA. RefSeq names its product paired amphipathic helix protein Sin3a-like. Gene Ontology annotation, cellular component: chromatin. Gene Ontology annotation, molecular function: transcription corepressor activity. The record is from RefSeq and is a predicted model, not a curated record. Gene Ontology annotation, biological process: negative regulation of transcription by RNA polymerase II. The transcript is spliced from 8 exons. The coding region runs from base 1 to 1335 and encodes 444 amino acids. Lineage: Eukaryota; Metazoa; Chordata; Chondrichthyes; Orectolobiformes; Rhincodontidae.